CAGUCUGUCACUACCGGGAGGGCACACGUGGGCACCUUUGUGUAUUUAUGUAUGUAUGAAUCUGGGAGGCUGAUGUAAGAGGGCGGUGAGAAGUGUGUAGUGCGCCCGGCCGGGUUAAGGUUUGGCACUGCUGUGUUUUUUUUUUCUUUGUGUGUGUGUGUGUUUUUUUUUUUUUUUUUUUGGUUUCCGCUCUGCGCCUCACACGUGCAGAGAAAACUGUAGCGCUUACGGCUGGGGACAUUGCGCGCACUUGCUUCCAGCUUUGGUGAUGCCAUGCCCAGGAACCACAGCGGAGACGAAGGUGGUGGAGGUGGAGGAGGGAGCGGGCUCUGGAUGAGAGCCUCACCCAGACAUCAAAGCGAAGGCUACGGCGUCAAAGAUGUGGAAUCCGGACAGAAGAUGAUGUUGAACAACGCGGGAGAUGGCUUGCUGUCCCCUUCUGCCACCGCUGCCUCCACCAGCAGCACCACCGGAGGUCGCGGCUCGGACAGCCUGGCUGGGAAGCAGGGAGCCCGGCUCAGCCUGCUGGGGAAGCCGCUGGUCUACAGCGCGCAGAGCGGCCGGAGAAACGUGCGCUACAGGCGGCUACAGAACUACCUAUACAACGUCCUGGAGAGACCCAGAGCCUGGGCGUUCAUCUACCACGCGUUCGUGUUCAUCUUGGUGUUCAGCUGCCUGGUCCUUUCUGUCUUCACAACCAUCCCCAAUCAUAAGGACUUCUCCUCAAGCUGCCUGCUAAUUCUGGAAUGUGUAAUGAUUGUGGUGUUUGGUUUGGAGUACAUCAUCCGCAUCUGGUCAGCAGGAUGUUGCUGCCGCUACAGAGGAUGGCAGGGUCGGCUGCGUUUUGCAAGGAAGCCCUUCUGCGUCAUAGACAUCAUAGUGCUGAUAGCAUCAGUGGCGGUGGUAUCAGCAGGUAGCCAGAGCAACAUGUUUGCCACCUCAGUCCUCCGGAGCCUGCGCUUCCUGCAGAUCCUUCGGAUGGUCCGGAUGGACCGAAGAGGCGGCACCUGGAAGCUGCUGGGUUCUGUUGUGUAUGCCCACAGCAAGGAGCUGGUAACUGCUUGGUACAUCGGCUUGUUGGUUCUGAUAUUCUCUUCAUUCCUCGUCUACCUUGUGGAGAACAAGUCCAACGACCAGUUUACUACCUAUGCUGAUGCUUUGUGGUGGGGCACGAUCACCCUGACAACUAUCGGCUAUGGAGACAAAACACCAAAGACCUGGACAGGAAGGCUGCUGUCUGCGGUGUUUGCCCUCCUGGGCAUCUCUUUCUUUGCCUUGCCUGCAGGUAUUUUGGGCUCAGGCUUUGCUCUGAAGGUGCAGGAGCAGCACAGACAGAAGCACUUUGAGAAGAGGAGGAACCCUGCAGCCUACCUCAUUCAGUGUGUUUGGCGUAGUUAUUCGGCUGAUGAGAACUCAGUUUCCGUUGCUACCUGGAAGCCUCACUUAAAGGCGUUGCACACCUGCAGCCCUACGAAGAAGGAGCAGGGAGAGUCAACAACCAGUAAAAUUCAUAGUAAUAAGCAGAAGCUACUGAGGAGAUGUACGACUUGGAAACAUAGCCAGAAGUUGAGCUUCAAGGAGCGUGUGAGGAUGGCAAGCCCCCGCGGACAGACUAUCAAGAACCGGCAGACCUCCUCAGUGAACGAUCGCCGCUCUCCGGUGGCCGACAGUGGCACAGAGGGCACCAGUCCUGCCAAAGUGCAAAAGAGCUGGAGCUUCAAUGACCGCACCCGCUUCAGGCCCUCGCUGCGGCUCAAGAGCCAGUCCCGCUCCACCACUGAUGCAGCAGACUCCGCUGUUGCCGGGGAAGAUGCCUUUGAUGAAAAGGGCUGUCACUGUGAGAUCUCCGUGGAAGACUUGAUGCCAUCCGUUAAGACUGUCAUCCGAGCCGUCAGGAUAAUGAAGUUCCAUGUUGCAAAGAAGAAGUUUAAGGAGACUCUCCGUCCAUAUGAUGUGAAGGAUGUAAUCGAGCAGUACUCUGCCGGUCACCUGGACAUGCUGUGUCGCAUUAAGAAUUUGCAGAGCAGGGUGGACCAAAUCCUUGGUAAGGGACAGGUCCCUUUGGAUAAGAAGAUAAGAGAGAAGCUGCUGUCUGAUGCAGAUAUAUCAGAGGACAUGAGUAUGCUGGGCCGCGUCUGUAAGGUGGAGAGGCAGGUGCAGUCAAUUGAGUCAAAGUUAGACUCUCUGUUGGACAUUUACCGUCAGGUACUACGUAAAGGCUCCUCUUCUGCUCUCACACUCUCCUCACUGCCGCUGUUUGAGCUGGAACAGACCUCAGACUACAACUCUUCAGUCUUCAGUAAGGAUCUCUCCAGCUCCGCCCAGCUCAGCUACGGCAGUGCGCCUCACCCAACUGGCUUCGCCACACGAUCGUCAACCAACUCCCAGCUUUCCCAGGGAGGACUCCACCUUAUUCUGGCUCCUCAGAGCGAGCUUAACCUGAAUCUCCGUGCCUCGUCGUCCACACCCCCCUCUGGCCACACAUCUUCCCCUUUUAGCCCGUCACCGUUGCCUCAUCAUCAUCAUCACCAUCUGCAACAUCAUAAACAGGUUCAGGCCACAUCACCUGAAAGUGGCACUGAUGAGAAUGUUGGCAACUCCCCUACUGUCCUGACCCCGAACAGCACAAGCAGUUCUGGAGGCCAAGGAAUAGAGGAUGAAGGCUUCCCUCUGUUAGCGAAGCUUCCACCGCCCCCUUCCAGACAAAGCGCUGGCUCUGGGAAAUUUGCGCGAACAACCUCUACUGAGGCUUCUCCUGAAAUAAGAAGCUUCUGCAGAGGUCUACAGAGCCACACUGAGGACAGCUGUAUUAGGGAGGACCUUGGACUUCAGUUUGGGUUGGGAACAUUAGGGGAUCAGUUACAAGGGAGUACCAAUGGUAAUGGCAGGCCCAAUGCUAAGGAGGAUGGCUCCUGGCGGAGACAUAUGAGUCUUGAGCUUGAGCCCCUCGUGCCACCUGCUCCAGCUUGCUGCUCUAGGCCCAUCCAUAUGGACCAAGGGAUGGGCAAAUCUAUGUCAGUGCAGGACUUGGUGCAGGUAGGUCCUGUUAAUGAUGCACACCAAAGCCACAGCCUAUCAUCUCCAAGCCCAAGUACAAGCAGUGACUCUCCAACAGGCUUCAGCAGCUGUCGCCAUGACCCUGCGGAAGGGAGUGGGAGUGCAAGACGGGGAGGUCAAGGUUGUUGGGGUGAGGAGGACCUGUUUAUCAGUGACAGGGACAUGGAGCCACCGGGGUUUGACUUUUUGUCACAGGGGACAUCUGAGACUCCAAUGAUCUCUCCGGAGCGCCUGAGGACAGCUGAUAGAGCAGGGGCAGGGACCCAAGGCUCUAACUUGGUUGAUGGUUCCCAACCGCCGCACUCGGCUAGCAACGCCAAACCAUUGAACAUGCCACACGUACGGCUAAAAUAGACCCACAAAAUGUUAAAAAUCCGCACAAAUCUCACCUCAGCGACCGUUUUUAUUUUUUAUGAAGGGAGGUGGGUGGGUUGGGAUUUUCACAUGGGCUCUUGUCCUCUUUUGUUUAUUUUUACCUUGAUCCGUUUUAUAAGAUUUACAUUUUUUUUUCAUACAGGCAGAUCUUUUUGGCAUGAGUUACUCUGUGUUUUAGUGUAUGCUUAAAGAAUCUGAGAUAAAAGAGGAAGGCUAAAAAAUGAGGAGAUAAUGUUUGUGUUCUACUAAGUAAUGCCUGGGUCAGUGUUAGACCUUGCUAUAUAGCAUGAACUGCAUGUUUCCAGUCAAAUGCACAGAUAUGAAACUACACUUAAAGUUUGUGCACCUAACACUUAACUACAUAACUGUGAGUAAGAAGCUUGUUUUGUUCCAUGACAGCUGAAACAAAGAGUACCUCAUUACUGAGAAAUGUGGGCAUUUUCUUUUCAUAACAUUAAAUAUAUUUUAGAAAGCCAGACCUCUGCAAGUGGACCAGUUGAAGGAUCUUAUCCAACUUACUUUGUUUUCUUAUAAACAUUUUUCUUGAAUAAUUUAGUCAAUGACGGAAAUGCACAUUUUGCAUGAAUUUCAAUCUCAUAUAGAAAGUGUUUAUAGCACUGCUAAAAUACCAGUCUUGGGUGAUGUUAAAAAUUGAGACCAUGAAAAAGACAAUAGUGUAAUGAAAAAAAAACUGGUUCUGUGCUCAUAAAAGAGAGAUUUAAAUUCCUAAUUCUGACUCAUCAACGAGAAAGGUCAAGCAGUGUUUGCUGGGUUUCACUAAAAGGACGCCUUCCUGAAUUAAUGUUUCUAAUGAAAGCCAGAUUCAACUAAUCAGUGAUGCUGUGAAGGCAUACAGUAUUUCAUUAGUACAACGCCAUCAGAAAUUUGGAAAUUAAAUAAAAAAAUAAAAGGGAAAUACUAUUGCCAUCGAUAAAACCAGAGAAUGGCUGGUCUUUGCUGAGAGAUGAAAUGGGUAAAUUCUUACCUUUUUAAUCAUAAAUAUUAUAUAGAGAGAAACACACAAAUGAAAUGUAAUAUUUAACUAGUGUCAAUUUUGACAACAUAUUUUAAAUAAGCGUUAGCUUUUUUUUUUUGACGAUUGUAAAUGAUUUUAGUUCUUUCCCAUUUUAUUAGAGGUCCAGUCUGGAGAUUCCAGCCGAAGUUUUACUCCCAUCAACAGUUUUUAAUUAAGAAUUUAUCAGAUUCUAAUCAGCAGAAAUAUCGCCUAGCCCAAAAAUGAUGAAUAUUGCAAUCCAUAAAAAAGAUUUUUUACCUCCACAUAUUACUCUUUCAGUGACACCAGUGGUGUUACUGAUGUUGUACGAUGUGCAUUUUGCAAAAGGUGCUCCAAAAACAAAAGUGUCUGCCGUUAAAAAUGUUAAAAAUAAAGAGAGUUUUCCAUUUUCUGCAUCCCAAUCAAACCAUUGCACAUUCAGGUUUAUAAAAGAGGGCUUACUCCUGGGAGAAAAAAAAAAAAAAUUGCCUGUCCAGAGACUAUGGAGCUGUGGACAAGAGAUGGUCUCACAGUAUGAUUGGUUUGGAGACAUUUUCAAAGUAAAGUGUACCGAGCAUCAUAAAUAUUGAUUUAGCUGUAACAUUAGCCCUCUAAAACAUGUAUUCAACUAAGAAAAUAGGUGGACAAAUUCUUGAAUAUGAAUUUUCUCAUGGUCCUUUGUUUUACAUCAAAAAGACCCUGCAAAAUAUCAGAUGUGCGAUCUAAAUUAGUACGACAAGUCUGGAGACUUAAAGCUCGGAAAAGCAAAAGGAUUACAAAAGCCUAGAAGUUCUUUCCCAUAUUAAGGAAGUACUGAAAUUCUGUUUAUAGCUGCUUUGUAAUCUUAUCAACUCACCUAAAAAAACUUUUUGGAUUCAUUCCCUUAUUUUUCUUCAUACAUGACAAUGGUGGAGAACUACUCCACUAAUAUCAGUAACAGACAUAAUCUGUUUACCUCCAGCUUUAUUGUUAAAGCUUUAUUGUUUCCAUCAUUAAUGUAUACUUCUUAGAGAGAAUUUGGGCACAGACCAGACUAAGAACUAUUUUUUAUUCCAGACCAAAAUAAUUAAAUAGCAGGUUUGCAUAAUGACAUGACAUUAACAUAACUUUUUAAUUUCAUGACUGUGCCUACAGUGUUCAGCAUGAAUUGCUUAGCACAGAAAGACAUUCACACAUUGUACUUUAUAGGAGACUUGAAAUAAUCAUGCUUUGUCCCUUUUAACCACUGUGAACUGCAGCUCAAUGAAGGUCAUUUUGUUGAUUUAAAGGCAUACCCCAGACUUAGUGACCUAAAGAGUUGAUGCAUAUGAGUUAUUUUAAAUGAUUCCUCAGGCCAAAAUACUGCACUUGACACUAUCAGUGCUAUGAGCGGGGCUCCCCUCUUGAAAUAUCGCCUAUGUAAGUUGGGAAAUGAUGCACCGUCAUUGGCCAGGUCACGUGACCUCUAAGAACGUAUUGCUUUAUGGCAACAGGCUCUUAUAUAAUCAUGGGGCUAAGGCUUUUGCUCUACUAUUUUGCCACCUGCUCGACUUCUGGUCAUGGUUAAGGCAAGGAAACAAUUUAAACCUCCUAAGGAGGCUAAAAAGAGAAAACAGGGAUGGGAUCGUGCACAAGGAAAAACAAGAGUUGCACAUGGAAAGGAGUUUAUUCAAGAAAAAGCUGGAUGUAAAAUUGAUUCUCUUUUUCCAACUUUAUUAUUAGACUAAUAAGUUAACACUUUGCUCCAAGUAUAUAUUGUCAUAUACCUUUGUUAUUAUUUUCGAUGUUUAGUAGAAGCAAAAUAUAAGCAGUUUAAGGUCUAGUGCCCCUAGUGGUCAAUGGUUACAUGGUGCGCCUUUAAGUACAGGUAAUUUCCUGAAGGUCCUGUGAGAACACGCUGAAAGUACAUAUGGUCUUAGGCAACUUAUGUGGCUGAAUUUCAUAAAAAAAUCUUUACUUUCAGGUAAACCUUUACCAUAAUUUCAGCUGAGCUGCAAACUUAAUGUUUGUUGAAGCUACAGUAAUGUGGACAGGGAAAAGGAUAAGCUGCUUUUUAUGUCCAGAACAAUUUUACACAGGCUGGUUCUGCCAUGGACUAAAACAAUUAUUGAAUGUCAUUUUCUGGUUUACUCUUUAAUUCUGCAUGUUGGAGACAUUGUUGUGAUCAUUUUUGUCUGAGACUUACCAUUUGUUUUAUGUUGCUCCUGUUUAGGACUGUUAACUGACUUUUUAAACUGGACUUUGCAGUUAGAAUGUGUAUCUUAUUAGUGUAAACUCAAGAUUGCUUGAACUGCUGUGCAGUGACAAUAUAACUUACCAUCAUCUUUCUCUUCCUGUUGCAUGGUGCAGAACUGGAUGCAGUGACUAGACUUAACUUGUUUUCAUAUCCAAAGUCUGAUUAAUUUAUAAUAUUCUUAAGUUUUUAGCACCUUAAUCCCUUCUGUGGAUUUAUUAAAAAACAUAUAGUUUUUAAGUAGGUAAAACUGAAAAUUUUGUUUGUGUAUGAGAGCAGGAAGGUGCAUAUCCUUUCAACCAGUCGGACUGAUUUUACUUUUUGCCUUAAGUGUAAAAUUAAUGCAUAUUAAAAGUU
This is a messenger RNA of Cyprinodon variegatus (sheepshead minnow), 6995 nucleotides long. It is a transcript of the gene kcnq5b, whose product is annotated as potassium voltage-gated channel subfamily KQT member 5-like. Gene Ontology annotation, biological process: potassium ion transport; transmembrane transport. The coding region runs from base 274 to 3411 and encodes 1045 amino acids. NCBI's taxonomy places the organism in Eukaryota, Metazoa, Chordata, Actinopteri, Cyprinodontiformes, Cyprinodontidae. The record is from RefSeq and is a predicted model, not a curated record. The transcript has 15 exons. Gene Ontology annotation, cellular component: membrane. Gene Ontology annotation, molecular function: voltage-gated potassium channel activity.